This is a messenger RNA of Paramecium tetraurelia, 2514 nucleotides long. RefSeq lists its product as uncharacterized. The transcript has 4 exons. Gene Ontology annotation, molecular function: protein binding. The record is from RefSeq and is a predicted model, not a curated record. Lineage: Eukaryota; Ciliophora; Oligohymenophorea; Peniculida; Parameciidae.
AUGUAAAAUAACUCACCAAUUAAAGGUCGACGCAUUUCAAACCAGAUUAAGUUGACGGGCAAACUUCUUAAAAAGAAGACAGCAUCAGAGGUGGAGAUCUUAGGUCCUUCUGGAAGAGACAUGGAUACGAGUGUGGUUGAGCAAAUUUAAAUAAUGUAGUACGAGAACCUGAAAUCACAUAUGCAAUAAUGUCAAAGUGAACUUAAAGUUGCCAAGAGCACGGAGAAGAUAAAAAAAAAAAAGUCCCUUGAUCGCACUGCUGCCAUUAAAAAGAGUUAGCAGUUAUAUAAAAAGAAAAAGAAAUCCACAAAAAUAAAAAAAAGUGUUAGUGCAGAAAGAGUUAAGAGCCAAACCUUAGAGUUCUCAUCUCCAGAGUGUGUGCGUCGUAAAAAAGCAGCCACUUUUUUUAAUGAAAAACCAAACACUCUUCAAGAUCAUCGUCAACAAUUAGGACUCAGUUUCUUAAACAAAAUUGGCACUAAACGAAUUGAUUAAAUUUUAGAGCGAAACAGGAUGUCCUCAAUAGAACAUUCACAUCAUCCUCCUCUCACUCCUGAGAAACAUCGCUUUCCUCAUGAAUUAAAGCAUUACAUCAAGGAAAAGAAGAAGUUCUAUUCGCAAUUAGAAUCCAUAAAGCAAUAAUCCAUGUUAGAAAAGAAAAAACAUAUUGAUGAGAAUCUGCGUUCGUUGGCCGAAAUUGCCAAAAGAAAUUCUCUUUCAAAUAGUAGAUCCCCUCCUAGAGAUAGUGCUAAUAAAGUGAGUGCAAAACCACUUAUGCUAAGUUAUGUGGCUAAUCGUAAAAGUACUUCUCGCAAAUCAGGAGUCCCAAAAUCGUUAAAGGAACAAUUCAAGUAAUUGGAAGCUAGAUACAAAACUUUAAAGAGUAAUAGUGAUGUUAUAUCAUUGAGAGAGUCUAGAAACUAUGAACAUGAAAUGAAAGAAUAAGCAGCUAAAUGCAUUUAGAGAUGGUUUAAAGGGUUCAAAGCAAGAAAACUUUGGUAGAAGAAAAAAGAAAAAAAACUACUCAAAAUAUAGUAAUUCUAAUUAUUGAAAGAUACUGAAAUGGCAAGGUGGGAUAAUUUAAAAUCAUUCCUCUAAAAUCUUCAAGUCAAACAAGAAAUUGUUGUAAUGGCAGAUCUAAUUGAAAGCCUCAUUAAAUAUGCAGAUUUUAACAAAGAAAAUGUACUUUAAAAUCAUAUUGAAUAACCUCAAAUCAAACUGAAACCAUAGAAGCUUAUUAUUGAAAAAACUGAGGUGUUUCCUCCAUAAAUUGGUCAAAUCCUUCAGCUCCGAGGAGAAUUGAUAAAGGAGAGAGAGAAAAAAGAGAAGCAAAUCUUGAAAGAUCUUCUGGUUCAAGAGAGGAUUUCUCCUCGCUCUUUUGGUUUGAAAGAGUAAGAAAUAGUAAAGUGGGGGGAAAAAGAAUUAGAAGCUCUAGAAGGCAGUAAAUAAGCAAUUAAAGAUGGAUGGUUUAAAGCCUAUGAAACAAUAUAAAAGACUCAAAAGGACUUGAGAUUCGUUUAGAAAUUGGGUGAUGAUCAUUUUAAUAAGAUGAUGCCUGUAAGUGUUAGUCAAAGUAAUCUACUGAAGAAUUAACUGCAUGAUUUGAAAAUUAAUGUAAUUAUCAUGAGUGAUUCUUAGUUAUUAAGGGCUAGCUAUUCUGAGGAAAGUCUCAUAGAUCAGAAAAAGAAGCCACUUCAACAUUCAGAGUAAUUGGACAUUUAAGAGUAGCAAUUAGCAUCAUAUAACUCGAAUUAAUCAAAUAAGACACUUUCAUCAUACAUAUAAGGUCUAGAAUAAGGGAUGUUCCAUUAGAUAUGGAAGAAUAGGGACAAGUUGAGAAUCUGCAGUAUGUGUAGACUCAUGUUGGCUAUGUUAGGCAAUAUUUAGAAGACAUCAAAAUUAAUAGUUAAAAAUCAAUAUCAGAAUUAAUUCUUACAAAUAAUUAACUUGAGUAUUGGUCCAUCUCCCUUUGAAAUCUUAAGAUUCUUUAGGCUGACAGAAGAAAUGUUAGAGUAAUCCUUGGAUGGGGGAUUCAUUCACUAAGCUGUUCUAAGUUUGGAGAUAUUUUCAAUGAAAGAGAAGGUGGGAGCAGAAGAUGUCUGUGUCAAUGAAAUGGAAAGAAUACAUAACAAGGCAAUCUUUGAUGCCUUUAAUGAAGCAUUGGAUUAUCAUCGACCUUUUGGUAUUAAGGGUAGACCUUUGCCUUGGAGGAAGAAUGUGAUGUGUCGGUAGGUGAAUUCGGUCGAAGAGACUCUUGAGAAAUCUUCAAUAAGGGUUGUGCUUUGGGCUGAAACUUUAAGUGGUAUACUAUUGCCAUAAGGUAGUUAAAUGGAUAAUGACAUUUUACCUUAAGUGAGAGAAGAAAGGUUGGAUAAGAUGUUAAAGUAGGAAAUAUUCGAAACCGAUGAUAGAUGGUAGGAGUUUGAUGAGGAGCAUACUGAAGUAGCAUUGGAGUUGAGUGAAUUAAUUUUCACUCAUCUCAUUACUGAAGUAAUCACUGAAUUAAGAAUUUGA